AUGAACAAUGGUCAUACCCGAGAAUCAAAACAUCGUAUCGCAGUUCUGGAAGAUCAAGAUGUUGAAACCUUCGUCGCAUUCUGUGAAUAUGCAUACACGGGGGACUACAAUGUGCCACAGGCACCAAUCCCUCGCCUGGAUGAACGGACAAGGAUAGGCGCUUCCGAGACUGCAACUAGUCCUGCAAAAUCAUGGCGGGAAAUUCAUCGCACCGACUCAAUGUCCACCGGUGUGCCACCUCCUGCACCAUCUCCACCUCCAUCUGUCGGUUCCGCUAGUCGAAGAGCACAGGCACCAGCCGCGCCCGAACAGGCCAUCGAAGAUGACUCUCCAGCAGAGCCGGCAGUGGAAGAGCAGCAGCCAGCGACAGAAGAAGCGCCUUCAACUGAGGCUAAUGAUGCUUCAAAUCAGCCAGAGGAGUCGAAUUUGUCAAAUACCGCCGAAGGUGAAGUCGAGCCCGAGUCGGUACCGGAGCCCGAGGCAGAUGCGGAUGCAGGUCCAGCCGAUGAGGCUGAUGAAUGGGGUUCGUCGCCAGCUUCCACAAAGAAGGGCAAAAAGGCGAACAAGAAGAAGAAGAAGGGUGGGUCAAAGCCCGCUGAGGAGCCAGCAUUGCACCUAACACCUCCAUCAACACCUCCCUUGGAGGCUUCACCUGAAGUCCAGGAAGUUUCAAUGGAGGCGGAAGCGUCCGAGCAACCCCGGGAGCAUACCUUGGAAGAAUCAGCACAACCGACAGAAGCGGCGCCAAUGGAGGAGUCUUCUGAGGCUAUGCCUUCGCCCGAGGCCGGGACUGAACAGGAAGCCGACUCUGCACCAGCAGAGGAGUGGAGCGAGCCAGCAGAGAGUGCUCCAGUGGAAGACACUCCCACUCGAGAUGAGUGGCAAGAGGCUGAGAGUGGAAUUGAUAGCCAAGAGGAGCAGAAGGAGGCUCCCCAGAAGCCAUUCAUUGAUAUGUCAUUCGCCAAGCAGUCUCGAUCCGAUUCCUCACCUCGCACACCGGGUCAGAGCCUUUGGGAUGAAUUCGCUGAACUUGAUUACAAUGACGAAACACCCGAUUCAUUUCUCCCCACCCCCGACUCCUCUACUGCCGAUCUCCCAUACCUCACCUUCCACGCCAAGGUAUACGUCUUCGCUACACGCUACCUCAUUCCCGCACUAGCCCAGCUCUGCCUCCGAAAACUCCACCGAGAUCUCCUAAGUUUGACCUUUGAAGAUGCAGAAUCCAUGAACCCGAUGCUGGAUUCACAGCCCCUUAUUGGCUUGGUUGCACUCCAAGUCCCCAUGGUCCUGGAUCUGUUGCAAUACUCAUACACCAAGACGACGCGUCUGGAGCCGAUCAUACCCAACUCGGCGACGCAGCUUCGGGAGAACGAGCUUCGAAGAUUGGUUGUUCAUUAUGCUGCUUGCAAGGUGAAGGAACUUGCACGCUAUCAUCUACCUGGAGAUAGUGGAGCUGCUACUCCGGCUGUUCGACCAAUGGAUGCGUCGGCGACACGCACUGAGAGGCCGCCUGUGAAGAGUCUUCGAGUGUUGUUGGAUAUGACUCCUGAGUUGGCGUCUGAUCUUGUUUACCGUAUGAUGUGA
Messenger RNA from Penicillium malachiteum, 1584 nucleotides. RefSeq lists its product as uncharacterized. Bases 1 to 1584 code for a protein of 527 amino acids. The record is from RefSeq and is a predicted model, not a curated record. Lineage: Eukaryota; Fungi; Ascomycota; Eurotiomycetes; Eurotiales; Aspergillaceae. The transcript has a single exon.